Molecule: messenger RNA, 921 nt
Organism: Neurospora hispaniola
Lineage: Eukaryota; Fungi; Ascomycota; Sordariomycetes; Sordariales; Sordariaceae
Exons: 3
Coding region: 1-921 (306 amino acids)
Source: RefSeq, a predicted model, not a curated record
AUGGUCGAGACGAGAAGAGCCAAAGCUACAAGGCUCGUCCUGGACUUGACAGAAGCUCAAUCGAAACAUGCGGCCUUCAUCCGCCUCCCUGUUGAAGUCAGGCUGAUGAUCUACAAGCACCUGUGGACGCCGACCGUCAUGCCAUGGGAGUACGACGUCGUUGCUCAGCGUACGGGCCAACCCGUCAACGACCACAUGAAGCAAAUCCACGCGUUGGCGUCCGUCUGUCGUCACAUGCGUUACGAGGUUAUAGCCGAAUACUUUUUCCGAGCCCAAGCGCACGUCACCUACGCCGUCGGCGGCGGCGGCGGCGGCGGCUCUUACUGCGGUAGAAGCGAUAUGCGAGUGCUUGCCUCCAUGUGGCACCUCAAAAGCUCCAGCCUUUUCACAGAAAAUCUCCAACACGUACGCCUGAACUGGCUUCCCAUCAAUGACUGGUACGGCUGGGCUACCUGGGAUAGCAUGGUGGACAAAACCAGCGUGCGAACGGAACUUUCCUGGUUUGCCAUGGCCGCCUUAGGGUACGGCGGCGGCAGCGGGCAGCAAAAAAAGAGAGUCUUGCGACAGAUGAAUACCCUGAAGUGGCUGGCGAGCUUGAGAAGCUUACGGACUUUGGAGAUCCUGUUCAUCGAUGUCCUGAAUAAGGAUAAUGAGUUCGUAUCCUUCUACAACCCUGAGGCAUGGCGGAGAUUGCUGAAACUGCCCAAGCUGGAGUGGGUCGCCUUACGGCUCUUCUCCGGCCGCCACGAAGAAUGGAGGAACUCGCCGGAAAUGUCUUCAGAUCGUGAGAGAGUAAUGGAUCUGAUGGAUAGCCUCGUGAAAGGUCCUUCUUCAAUGCUAAAGAAGGAACGUACGGUCCAUAAGAUCGACGUUCGUGUUGGUGCGGUCACAGCCGAGCUUCCCCUUUUUCCGGCAGUUUAA